AGCAGGACCCAGAAACGCCUCCUUCGUUUUUUAGUUUUAUGACACCUUUCACGAAACUCUAUUUAAACUCUGAUUAAAACUGUUCAAAAAUAUUUCUUUAGCAAAAAUGGAUACAACUGUGAGUCUACCACACCAACCCGACAAAACCACCACAAUAACUUUGGUGGAGACCAGCAGUAAUCCUAAUGGAAUGGUGCUGGUUAGCCCCUACCAAACUAAUCGGGUUGGGGAUCCUAUGGAUCUGGUUGUUCUGGCACAGCAAGUACAAAAGGGAGAUGAGUUUAUCAGAGCCAAUGCUUGCAACAAACUCACAGUCAUUGCUGACCAGAUAAGAUACCUUCAGGAGCAGGCAAGAAAGGUGUUGGAAGAUGCCAAGAAAGAUGCUGAGCUUCACCAUGCAGCCUGCAAUGUUGUGAAGAAACCAGGAAACAUGUACUACCUGUACAUGCGUGAAUCUGGACAACAAUACUUCUCAAUUUUGUCUCCAAGGGAAUGGGGUCCAAACUGCCCUCACAAGUUCCUUGGUGGAUACAAACUCCAGCAUGACAUGUCUUGGACACCACAAGAGGUGGUUGAAAAGAGGGACGCUGAAAUUGCCAUCAUGGACAAACUGUUGAACAGCCAAACAGCUCUGCCAGCUUGCACAGAGCCCAACUUUGAGAGUCUUUCAAAGUGAGAGGGCAUUACUCAGUUGAGGACAGUCUUAUCUGGCAGUGGAAGCCACCAAGAUUUAAAGGCUGGGUUUAAUAUGCAGGGCAAAUCAAUGAAUAGCUUUAGUUUUAAAGUGCAUUUGACUUUUCAGUCUCCUUCCAUAGAGAAAGAGUCAGUCAUCAGUCAGAUGUUUUGCUUUUACUACUGGGCCACACUGUGGACAAAACAGUUUUUUUUUUUUCUUCCUGAUAUUAUCAGUAUCUUUACAAUCUGUCAUUUAUUUAAAGGGAUAGUUCACCCCAAAAUGUGAAACUAACUUCAGAUAAACUCUUCUGAUAAACUUACCAUGUCAUUUUAAAUCUGUAUGACUUUUCUUCUUCUGUGAGACACAAGAGACUACAUUUUAAAGAAUGUUGAUGCUGUUUUGUCUUCCAUGCAAUGAAAGUGUAUGGUGCGGAGCCCUUAGGGACAGAAUUUAUUAGUAGCAGCGUUGCUUUACCUCGCAAUAGCUAUAUCCAUCCCUUAUGACAAUUAAUCAUGGUUUCACCACUGUAACCAUAGUUUAGCUGUGGAUUUGUGGUAAAACCACACUAACCACAACAUUUUCCAUGGUUUUAUUACAGGAACCAUUUUGUUACCAUUAUAGUUAUAGUAAAAUCUUAAUAAAACCAAUACCAUCAUAUUAAAAAUCAACCUUCUUUCCGUAUAACAGUUUUACUAUACUAACAUGGCUAAUUUGUGGUUCAUGUUCCUACCAAAAAACAUGGUUACUGCAGUUUUACAUAAGGGCAUUUUUUUUUUUUGGUAGUAACCAUGUUUUUUAAAACCAUGGAGGUUGAUAAACCUUGGUGUUACUGUAGUAAACAUAAUUUUCUUUCUCUCAGAAUGAUUCUUAUUACUAUAGUUUUUGUUUUCCUAUUGUUUUACUUCAAGUAGCAUGGUUAAAGAAUAGUUACAGUUGUAAAACCACUGUGACUUUUGUCAUUAUGGUUGAACUAUGACUACUGUAUAUGUAUAUUGCUAUGGUUUUACUAAUAAUACCUUAGUCAAUUCCUUAUAAUCUGCCUUACAUCUCCAUUUGUGUUCCACAAAAUAAAUAAAGUCAUAAGGUUUUUAAAUAUCACGAGGGCUUAGUAAAUGAUGACAUAAUUUGGGGUAAACUAUCCCUCUGUGUUCUGAAACGAAUUUAAAAGAUUUUAAUGGGAAAACUUUUAUGUAUUUUUGUUCUGAAUUUUGCUUUCACAAAUGUAUCUUUUAAAUCAAGAACAACACAUUUU
Molecule: messenger RNA, 1928 nt
Organism: Xyrauchen texanus (razorback sucker)
Lineage: Eukaryota; Metazoa; Chordata; Actinopteri; Cypriniformes; Catostomidae
Exons: 5
Coding region: 107-676 (189 amino acids)
Source: RefSeq, a predicted model, not a curated record